UUUAAAGAUAUUAAUUAAAAAAUAGCAAAAAAAUAUAUUAUGAAAUAAAAAAUAAAAAGAUUUAAAAAAUUUUAUAUAUAAAGACAAAAAAAAAAUUAAAGAUAACAACAAAAAAAAAACCAAAAAAAGAGUAAAAGAGAAAGAAAUAAUAGAGAAUCAUGUUGCCAGAGUUACUAUUUUCAGUUGGCAAUAGCAUGCAAGAUAUAUCACGUGAUGAUUUCAGUCUCCUAAAUGGAGAAUGUGUUGUUGACAAAGAUUGUGUAAUAAUACGAAGUAGUACAAAUUCAGGAAGUACAUCAAAUCUUCCAGUAACAACAUCUUCAAUAAAUCCAUCAAUAACACCACCACCGCCUUCAAAUAUCAUAGUGGAUACAUACAAUGUUUGUUCAUCAUCAUCUUCACAAUUACAUCGCAAUAAUACAAAAUCACCCAACUUAGAAUCAGUUAGUAUAAAAAUUGAAGAAAUAAAUAGUUCUGAUUUGUAUAAUAGUCCAUCAUCUUGGCAUCAUCAUCAUUCACAUCAUAUUAAAGACAAAGGAACAUCAAAACUUUUAUUAAGAAACUCUGAUGAUCCUUUAAUAUCACGGGGUGCAACAUCAGUCGAUGAUGAUAAUCCAAAUGAACUAAAAUCAAUGAUGAUGCCAAAUUGUUCACUAAAUCAUGACAUUACAGAUAAUCCAAUAUCAAUUACACAUACUACAGAUCACCAUAUUCAACGAUCUCCAUUACAGGUGAAGAAAAAUCGUUCAACUAAUAAUCAGGGAAAUACUCGUACCAGAAGGAAAGGUGCAUUUAAAUUACGUUUUCAUCAUCAAGCACUACCCCCUGAAUAUUUGAGUCACUAUGAAGCUACUCAAAAUCAAUUAAAUUUAAAACAAAAUACUAACACUGCCAAUGUUAAUUUAAAUAACAAUAAAUUAGUUAAUAAUAGUAAGAAUGUAGAUGGUGAUAUUUUAAAUAAAAAAUCAAAUGUAGCAGCUUUAACAAGAUCCAAUGAUAAAAACUUUGCGAAUUCUCAAGAAAAUGUUAGAAAUUGGUUACAAAAAAUUGCAGAAAUGCAAGAAGCUGCUGCCGCAAAAGAAGCUGCUGAAUUGGCAAUUGCGGCGGAAAGUACUGUGAGUACGUCCAUCGAACCGAUUGAUAUACACGAUGAAAUUGAACAAUUGUGUGAAGUUCAAAGCUUAGAAAAUUAUAAUAAAGAAGUACAAGUUGCAAACAAACCGUCCAGGAUAGUCAGUUAUUCUGACUUGCCUUAUAUGGGAGAAAUGACAUUAGAAAAUUCGAAACCACGUCGUGGUCGUAAACCAAAAAAAGCUGAUAUAUGCCACUUAAUAUAUAAAAAUUAUGGAACUAUAUUUCCUGGUACUCCGAAAGAUGUCUGUUUAAAUGAAUCUGAUAAAUCAAAUAGUAUUUUAGCUAAAAAGCUUACUGAAAUAAUAUCGAAAACUAAUGAUGACAGCCCUGUACUAAUUGAGGAACCUUUAAAUCUGUGUCUUCGAGAUCAGUCUGAUUCUUAUACUAUUUCUAGUGAUGAUGAAGAUUCCGCUAAUGAUUAUGAUACGUCAAGUAAUGCUACCCCCCAUGAAUUAGCUGCAGACACAAUUACUGAUAAUUUAUUAGCAAAAAAUUUAAAAAUAUCUUUAUCAAAUUUUAAAAAGAGUUCUUCGGUAUCACCGAGCAACGAAAAACUUGAUACUCAAGCUCAUCCAUCACAAAAUAAUGAAAACGAGAAAACAAAUUCGUCGGCAUCUAAUAGUGGGCAAUGGAACGACGCACGUAUGUUUAUGCAUCCGGUGGCUUUAUAUUAUCAAAAAAUGAUAGAUUCAAAUAAUCUCCAACCAUCAUCUCAGUGCAAUUCUCCAUCAACCGUAAAUACAAGUACAACAAAUCUGUCAAUUAAACAUCUUUCAUUAUCACCGAAACCUCAGAGUAAAUCACCAUCAAUUUUGAUUAAAAAAGAAAAAUCGGAACGUCCAGAAACUUGUUCUACACCCAGUUCAAUAAAAUCAGGUAUAAGCUUGGCAACAACUAAUUGUGGCUCAUCAAGCACUAAUCAACCGCCACAAAAGCGUAAGCGCUCAGCGAUAUUCAUUCCUCCAAUGCCAGCUGAAAAUACUUCUAAUCCUCCAACUGAAGUUAGUAUCUGCAAAUUUAAGUUCACCGGCGGUGCCAAACCUACUUUACAAGAGAAAAAAAUGCUUUCAGUUGAUUCAGAAGGUAAUUAUCGUUAUUUUAGUGGAACUGGUGAUAAAUCAAGUCGAGGUUAUGAGUUUUUUCCAAGAGAAAGUUUACAACAAUCAGGUGUCAUUCCGGGAGUAAAUUGUUCAGGUGCUUUCUUGAAUGCAACUGGUGAAAAAAUUUCAACUGAUCUUCCACCACCAUCAGCUGGUUUAAGUAAUGAAUUAUUACAAAUUCCUGAUACUCCACCAAGUGCCUUAUUAUUACCACCAGCGAUAUCAUCUAGUAUACGUAGAGAACAUCGAUCAAACUGUUUACAUGAUCGAAAAAAAAGAAAAUCGAAACGUUCAAUUCAACGUGAAAAAUUAGAACAAACUUUUAAGGAUAAAGGAUUCCUAAUACAAACUCAACAAUUAGAGUCAGCUGAAGGUGCAACUUAUUGUAAAUUUAGACAAUUAAAAAAAUUUACAAGAUAUCUUUUUCGAAGUUGGAAAGAUUAUUUACCCGGUGAUGUUCAACAUGCACAAGCUGCGGCAGCUGCUGCUGCUUUAGUAACUGGUUCUAGUAAUGCUAAAUCAAUAUUAGCAUCAAGUCAUCAGUCAACUGCAAUAGAAUCAAUAAGAAAUCAUGUAGAAUCAAAUAUGAAUAAAACUGCUACUGCAGCAGCUGUUAAUAAAAGUUAGAAUUAUAGGGAAAAAAAAAAUUCUGAUUGCUUUUAACGAAUUUCCGCCAUUUUACAGUUUUUUUUAAUGUAAAAGAAGUAAAUCUCAAAUUAUUAUAUGACUGAAUUUGGAAAUUUUUUCAUAAAAAAAAAUUUGAACCUUUAUAAUUUUUUUUUUUUGUAUAGUUGAUUAAAUUUUAAUUUAAAUUGUUACUUUAAAAGUGUUGCAUUAUUAUUGAUCUUGUUGUUAAUUUUUUU
Messenger RNA from Condylostylus longicornis, 3097 nucleotides. RefSeq names its product ankyrin repeat-containing protein kinase A. The transcript is spliced from 2 exons. NCBI's taxonomy places the organism in Eukaryota, Metazoa, Arthropoda, Insecta, Diptera, Dolichopodidae. The record is from RefSeq and is a predicted model, not a curated record. The coding region runs from base 159 to 2861 and encodes 900 amino acids.